Engraulis encrasicolus (European anchovy) is the source of this 1738-nucleotide messenger RNA. RefSeq lists its product as uncharacterized. The transcript has 5 exons. NCBI's taxonomy places the organism in Eukaryota, Metazoa, Chordata, Actinopteri, Clupeiformes, Engraulidae. The coding region runs from base 505 to 1083 and encodes 192 amino acids. The record is from RefSeq and is a predicted model, not a curated record.
CGCCAUUUUGGGAAAUGCGGGUUACAUCUCGGUCUAGGUCUUUCCAAAAUAUUUAGCCCAUGCAGUGCAGCCGACAAAUUCAUGCCAUUGUCGGCUUCAUGUAACUUUUCCAUGCAUAUUAGUCCUGCAAGUUUGAUUGUGGCAUUUGGCCCCUGGUCUUUCUUCUCGACAAUGUAAAUGCGUAAAAUGAAACCAAGAAAGUAACGCACGUGUUUAAUUAAUGGUCGGACCUCCUUCCUGAACCUCACUGCAAGCGUCCAUUAAUUGGAUUACCAUGGUGACAGCCAAUGUAGUCCGGAGUCGGGGAGCAAGGAUAACAGAAGUGCAGUUGGUCAAUGCCAAGAGCACAUAUGGAAGUAUAAUCUGUAGGUUACAGUUCGGGGAGAUAGAAAGCGAUAGGUCAACGAAGAUGCCGAUGCACAUGGGAAUUUGAUGCUUUGCGGGUAGUUGAUUUUUAUUUGGGUCUGUUUACCGGUUGGGCCGACAGGGGAGGCAGACUUCAACAUGCCCAACACUAGAGUUAUUAAACCGAAAACAACGGAUCUUAAAUCGAAAGUGGUGGUCCUAGAUGCCAAGAAAUGUCAAGAAAAUGACAAGAAAAAAACAUUGGAGAUUCCGCCCGUGAGACGCACUACAAGUAAAAAGAGAGCAUCAAGUUGCACUAGAUGUCACGCAACGGGCCAUGGCAACAGCGAUUCGAACAGAUAUCCAAAGCCAGAUGGUCGUGUUUUGAAGAGUGAAAGGAAAGAAAAUCCCUGCGUAUCAUCCUCGAAGACCCCAGGUCCCAAAAAUGCACCGACAAAUGUAAAAACUGACCAGAGAGUAAUACACGAGAUUCAAAGUCAUAGAGCCUUCACAGUAAUCGCACCAAACCCUAAGAAGAGAUCUGAAAUCCAAAAAAAGGCCGAAGAGGAGCUGACUGCUCUUGAGGAUCUACGAUUGAGUCUUGCAAUGGGCUAUAUUUCCUUGGCUCCCAGCUCUGUGGGUGGAUGUCUAACCCUGGAGGAAGUAAGGACAAAGCAACAGCAAGAACUGCAAACAAGAAGAAGGCCAAGACAGUCAUGUCCUGGUCACAUGUCCUGAAGAAGAUGAUCUGAUUUUUGUUUUGGUAAAAGCAACACUCCACUUUUAUACAGCUCUUGGAAAAUCAAUAAAUAUCUCAGUUAAAUUUCCAUAAACGGAUUGGAGUAGGCCUACUUUUCAAAAAGACAUGCAUAAGCAGGUGUUUAUAGACUAUGACACUAUGUGGCAUGUUACUUGAUAUUUUAAUAUGGAUGGCUCCUAGUAACACAAUGUAAUAUUUAUUGUGGCAAUAUGUUCAUUUAAAGCACCUUUUGUAACUCUUAUGACAUUUGCACAGCAAAUAGUGUUAAGCAAAUAAAUAUGAAGUAUUUAUAUGUAUCAGUAAUUAUUGUCCCCAUAUAUUCCCAUUGUAUUUUCCCAACAUUUGGUCCUUUUGCAGUGCAUUAUACACUUUCCUUAAACUGAAGAUGGCAACAUUUUUUUUAUUUACCCUCCAAUUUUUCAACCAAGUACAUUGUGCUUAUGAGCUGACAUGUCAAACAGUGAUAUACUGUAGUACAUAGCUGGUGUAUUGGGGAUUGACAAUGAAAAUGGUCUGUGUGUCCGCCAUGACUUUUAAUUUUGAUAUAGGGCCCAUGUAUUUAAAUGACACUUUGUGUUUUGUAUUGUUAUUCUGAUCUGUACUACUCCAAUAAAGACUAUAUGGAAAAACAAA